Messenger RNA from Kalmanozyma brasiliensis GHG001, 1329 nucleotides. Its product is annotated as Histone deacetylase domain protein. The transcript has a single exon. The record is from RefSeq and is a predicted model, not a curated record. The coding region runs from base 1 to 1329 and encodes 442 amino acids. Gene Ontology annotation, molecular function: histone deacetylase activity. NCBI's taxonomy places the organism in Eukaryota, Fungi, Basidiomycota, Ustilaginomycetes, Ustilaginales.
AUGGUCGUCAUCGACUUUGACAUGGCCGCAACAGGAGGCAACUCCAAUGCCACCUUCUCCGACUCGCCCUUCUUCUACGACCGAUCCGAUGCCAACGGCGCCGGUCAGGCCAUCUACAAGGACGCACACCAUGUGCAACCGCACUCCAACCCGCGAGUCAGCUACUACCACCCUUCUGGCGUGGGCGACUUUCACUACGGCGAAAGGCAUCCCAUGAAACCCGCCCGCUUGACCUUGACCAACCGGCUCGUCCUUGCCUACGGCCUGCACAAGCACAUGAGCGUCUUCACACCGCGCGAAGCCACCAAGGAAGAGCUCGAGAUGUUUCACGACAGCGACUACGUGGAUUUCCUUGCCAACGUCACGCCCACCACACCGCCAUCUGCUGCCUUCACAAAGUUCAACUUUGCCGACGACUGCCCGGUCUUUGACGGCAUGUACGACUUCUGCAAGGCGUAUUCUGGUGCCUCCCUUGCCGGUGCACGACGGCUUGCCGCGGGCGAGACCGACAUUGCCAUCAACUGGUCCGGCGGUCUGCAUCACGCGAAAAAGUUCGAAGCCUCUGGGUUCUGCUACGUCAACGACAUCGUGCUGGGCAUCAUGGAGCUGCUGCGCCACCAUCCGCGCGUGCUGUACAUCGACAUCGACAUCCAUCACGGCGACGGCGUUCAGGAGGCCUUCUACAACUCCAACCGCGUCAUGACCGUAUCAUUUCACAAGUACGGCAACGACUUCUUCCCCUGCACGGGCAAUAUCGACGAGAUCGGUACGGGUUUGGGCAAGCAUUUCUGCCUCAACGUGCCAUUGCAAGAUGGCAUCGACGACUCGGGCUAUGUCGCGCUGUUCAAGAGCGUCAUGGAGCCAUGCAUAACGACCUUCCGCCCCUCCUCCAUUGUUCUCCAGUGCGGUGCGGAUUCACUUGGACUUGACAGGUUAGGAUGUUUCAACCUGAGCAUUGCGGCGCACGGCGAGUGUGUGCAGUUCAUCAAAUCCUUUGGUUUACCCUUGCUCGUCCUCGGCGGUGGAGGAUACACCAUCCGCAACGUUGCCCGCUGUUGGGCGUACGAGACCUCCGUUCUCACCGGCUGCAGUAUUCCGGACACACUGCCGAGCACGCCCUACAUGGAGUUCUUCGCACCCACCUACCGCUUGCACGAGCCGACCCAAGCGGGUCGGGUGGAGAACCAAAACUCCAAAGCGAGCCUCGAGAAGAUUCGCGUGCAGAUCCUCGAGCAGCUGCGCUACCUUCACGGUGCGCCGAGCGUGCAGAUGCAGGAACUGCCGCCCGACCUCGCCGGCGCCUGGGUCGAGGAGGAGAUCAAACCCUAG